Sciurus carolinensis (gray squirrel) is the source of this 2296-nucleotide messenger RNA. RefSeq names its product leucine rich repeat containing 27 (gene Lrrc27). The record is from RefSeq and is a predicted model, not a curated record. The transcript has 9 exons. Gene Ontology annotation, molecular function: protein binding. Lineage: Eukaryota; Metazoa; Chordata; Mammalia; Rodentia; Sciuridae. Bases 615 to 2105 code for a protein of 496 amino acids.
UGGUGUUGAGCAAAAGUAUUGCUGGACAAUUAAGAUUCAAGGUUCUCAUUUCACACAUUUUUCUCCAGGACCCAACUGGGUGCUGGCCAGAUCUGGACUGAACCAGAUGGUAACAAUUGGCAGGCUUUCUGGCCUCUAGGAACUUGAAACAGCAAGUGGCAUAGAACCACAGUGGUUAGGAACAGUUACAGAAACCCCCUCCCCAGUCAUUUUAUGGUAGCCUUACAGUUGGCUUACACAUUAAAAUGAUCUGCAGUAACACAGUUUCUAACAUGAUCAUUCUUGCUGUGCACCUCUGAAUUUUUCAGGAGUAGAGUUAAAUCUUGGAACUCCAUACAACAGUGAGAAGCAGAUGUUUUUUUCUUUUGAAAUAGGAUCUCACUUUGUUGCCCAGAGCAGCCUGGAACUCGCAUACCUCUGGAGUACCUGAGACUACAGGUGUUUAUUAAGAUAGUAACUACAUAAGCAAGUUGAAUUUUCCAAUCUGCCACAGCUGCUUCAUCUCGCCUGUGUGGCUGGGUCAGUGUGAUUCCUUGUUGCUGGGUCUCCCCUGCCUGUGUCUGCAGGUGACUCCAGACCAAGGAGGAUGAGCCGUGGCCGCUGGAGGGCUACAGAUGGAGGGAAGCUGCACCUGCGGAGCUCCCUCUGGACCUGCUGAGGAUCCAGAGAGGGGUGCUGAUCGAGUCAGUAGUUUGCCUGCGUCCCCUUCCAGAGAUGUGCAUAAGAUUAUUGAGGGAAUCAUCUUCUCUCCCUCAACAAACUUAGACCUGAGUCAAAGUGGUCUGCGCCAUGUGGGAGAGGUCUUCAGAAUCCCCAACCUUCAACAAUUGCAUCUUCAGCGGAAUGCCCUCUGCAUGAUUCCCAGAGAUUUCUUUCAGCUGCUGCCAAACCUGACUUGGCUCGACCUCCGGUACAACAGAAUCAAGGCGCUUCCCUCUGGGAUUGGCUCUCACAAGCAUUUGAAAACUUUGCUUUUAGAAAGGAAUCCUAUCAAAAUAUUACCUGUGGAGCUGGGGAAUGUGGCCACGCUGAAGGCUCUGAACUUGAGACACUGCCCCCUGGAAUUCCCUCCUCAGCUCAUCGUGCAGAAGGGAGUGGUGGCCAUCCUGGCCUUCCUGCGGAUCUGUGCGGUGGAGCAUUCCUUCCCCAGAGAGUCAGCUGCUGCAGAGGUCCCACCAGUUAAGAAGCUGGACCCGAGUGAGCUUCCAGACCCCCUGCUGGAUUUGUCCCAGGUCUGCAUGCCUAAUGAGAAAACCAGGAGCCCUUGGGACCUGAAGGCCAUGCUGGUGAAAGAGGAGGUGGACUUUUUGCCGCCUGUGGAAGGGCCCCCCCUGAGCGAGCUCCGGAGGCCCCCUGACGCCGUGGAGCACUGGGCGAGCGAGGAGGAGAUCCGGCGCUUCUGGAAGCUGAGGCAGGAGAUCGUGGAGAACGAGAAGGCUGAGGUCCUGCAGCACCAGCUUCUUCCCAUGGAGCUGCCCCCAAACCUCAGAGCGGCAUUAAGCAGCAAGGGGAAAGAGCACCCGAAGCCACGGAACCUGCUCAGAAGGAAGACUGCCUCCUUCAGGAGCAUCUUACCUGACCUCUCAUCUCCGUACCAGUCGUCACCGUACCAGAUUCUGACUCGAACAAAGAAGCUUGAAGAGAGUCGGGUCUUGGCCUUCAGAGAGCUCCGGGAGAAGCAGGCUCUGAUGGAGCAGCGGAGAAGAGACAAGAGAGCCCUGCAGGAGUGGAGAGAGCAGGCCCAGACGACGCGGAAGAAGCAGGAGGUGCUCAGCCAGCUGCUGCCCCUGCAGAGGAGCAUGCGGCAGCGCUGGCCUGGAGGAGCCCGCGAGGCAGCAGGAGCCGCAGGUGGGCACACGUCGCAGCUCCAGAGGUGCAGCCCCUCUGCUGGAGUCCAGGACUACCGCCCAGGACCGCAGCUCCAGAGGCUCAGCCCCUCUGCUGGAGUCCAGGACCACUGCCCAGGACCUGGAGGCCGCCAAGAGGCUGCAGGACGAAGUGAUGAAGCUGAACCUGGACUCCAGCUUGAGCAGAGCAGCCGAGGGCGGCCUUUGCGGAGGCCUGGCUCCCCCGCCAGCAUCACAACCUCCAAAUAUGCUGUUUAACAGGAGACACUGAGCAGAAGACGGGACAGCACCGCGACGUGGGGAGGGCCACCUGGCAGUGGGCUGAGGCCAGCGGCUGGGCGUCGCCCGUGCCAGGGGUUUCACAGGCGGCUGUUGAUUUUAAAUAGACCUGGGUUUCUUUUCUGAGGCUGUAGAAGGUUUAACUGCAUUAAAAGGAGAUCCUGUGGACA